Messenger RNA from Gossypium arboreum, 617 nucleotides. RefSeq lists its product as uncharacterized. The transcript has a single exon. The record is from RefSeq and is a predicted model, not a curated record. Lineage: Eukaryota; Viridiplantae; Streptophyta; Magnoliopsida; Malvales; Malvaceae. The coding region runs from base 1 to 357 and encodes 118 amino acids.
AUGGGAAGGCAGAGUGAACCAGAUGUUCAUUCUUCCAUUGCUCUCUUGCAAGAGAGGUUCCGACGGUUGCAGAGAGCUAAGGAAUUGAGGCAGGAAAGAGAGGUUUUACGGUUGCUAUCUGAAGCGGAGAGGAUCAAUCAAGGCACACCGAAUGAAGCAUCUCAAUUGUUUUUCCAUUCCGAAUUGAUCCUUCAGCCUAGACCACCUCUCCAAGGAUCUGUACACAGUGAAUCUAGCAUGCAAAAUCGACGUCAGGUUAUUGAGACUCCGAUAUUGUCGAACUUACAGCAGAGAGAUAUGGUCUUGCAUACAUCUACAUUUAGUGAUUCAGAUGUUGACACAUCACUUCAUCUGUGAACAACUGUACAAUGUUAGUCUAUUCUCAUAUUUUUGUUUCGUUCUCCAGUUUUUGGAGUCUUUACAUCUUCUUAUGGACCUGUAAGAAAAUGGUAAGGGAAAAAGGGCAGCCUUCCGGGGGUUUGGGGGGGGGGGGUAAUGAGAUAAAAAGAAAUAGUGUAAUAUAUAUAUAACUACUGUCCAUAAGGACUUUCUUUAUUCUCAUUAUGAUCAGCAGUUAUAUAGUGAUCUGAGAGGUCAUCCUCUUGCCUCUUUCCAAA